GGCCGUUCGGAGCCAAACAACCGGAGCUACAUACUACAGUGCAGAGUCGGGCGAGAAAAAGCAUCUAAGGCCAAGAAAAAAGCAACAUUCUGCUGCCCGGAGUAGUAGGAGGUCGCUGUGUUUGACUUCCAGUGAUUGAAAAUCGGUGCGAGUUAGUUUUUCCGGUGCGAUUUUUUUUUGCAAAAUAUCCCGUUCAAAAGUGCAAGUGGGAUCAAUCGAAGAAGCAAUUUAUGAGUGAAAAGUGCAAACCUAAGCAAAGGUGAAUGGUGUCCAGCAUUGCUGCAAUUGACGAAACGCCGCAGGAGUCCCGAGAGCAGAGCAAACAUUUAUCAAAACUAAUAAGCACAUUAUAAAAAUGCCCAGAAGUGACCGAUCUGCAUCCGAAGAUAUAUAAUCACCAAAAGCAGUGUUCCAGAUCGACGAGUUAAUAUGUCCAAUGAUCAAUUAAAUUGAAAGAACACGGAAAAGCAAUUGCCAGUUAAAUUUAUGUGGAAGCACCGUAAAAGUAUUAUGAGCUUCCAUAUUACACCCAGCAUCAGAAGAUAUAAAAGUAGAGAAAAGUAAUUGAGCAUAGUGGAAGCCCGAGUGUAGUGUCCGGUUGAUCUUCCUGCAUGUUUUACCCAUCAAUAUAAUAGCAAAAGUGUUGGUGAUUAUGCAAUAGCUAUUAAGUAUUAAGCAGCAUUGGAAAGCGUUUUCCACGGAAGUGAGUGUGUUCAAGCAAUAGAUUCACGAAAAGGAAGCACCAGAAGAAGAAGAAGAGUUAGUAGAGUCGUUAAAGCUUAUAUUUUAUCCGUCGACAAAAAGUAAUCAAAAUUUUAAAACAAGUGAGCUCAUCCGAAGAAAAGUGAUAACAAAAUGCCACUCGGUCGUAAGUCACCACUGGAGGCAUUGACCAUGCCAGGGGCCAUCAUCGCUUACAAGUACAGUCAGUAUCGGCAGCGCCGUCGGGAAGCAGCAAACCGUCGGGUGACCGAACGAGAACUCACAGCAUUGCAUAACAAAAUUGAAAAAUUGCUUAGCAAAUUGGAGGAAAGCGAACUGGAACCACCCACAUCGCAGGAGGACGAAUGCGUCAUCUGUAUCAAUGCUCGGGCCACCAUGCAGACCUCUCCCUGUGGGCAUCGGGUCGUCUGCCGGCGGUGCUUUGUCAAAACGAUCCAGAGCGCAGUGGCCCAGCGGUUGCUGCCGUUGCGAUGCGUCAUCUGUCGAGCCCGCAUCAACCGCCUCACAUCGGGUUCCACAUCGUGGCGGCUGCAAGGUUCCGCCAGCAGUUACUCUAUGGGUAGCAAAAGUUGGAGCGUUCCCGGCUCGGCCAGUUCGUACAGUGUCGACGCCGCCCGAGUGACCCAGUCAGCCAGCCUAUACUCCAUGAGCUCCGGCUCGUCCUGCAUGUCCGGUAUCUCGAACAUUUCCAGCUGCUCGGGCACGUCUGGCACUUCCGGUAUGUCUUCCUCAUCUUCGAACAGCGGCACCGGAGGAGAUAGUGCAUCGUCGUCGUCACAACACCAUCAGCACCAUCACAACAAGCACUGUAGCAAUGGUACAUGUUCCAACGGUUGUCUGGGAGCGAUCCCACGAAAUCCUGCCUACCAACAUCAUCACAAGAAAGGACAAUACUACUCUAAGAAUCGCAUUCCGGAGAUGCCAAAUCGUUUACCGCCAAUUAUCGAAUUUAAAAGUCCGGUCCGACAUCGGACUCCGUCACCGGCAAAUCCUGGCGCCAGAUUCAAAUACUACACUCAACCGGGAAAGCCAUCGGACUCGGUAGUCGAAUCGAUACCUCUGCUGAGCAUCGAAAAGACCGCCAAAUCCGGUCCGACCAAGCUGGGACUGAACGGAAAGAUCGCUCCAACGGCUUCCAAAUCUCCAAUCAACAAAACCAACAUGGCGACCGGGAAACCAGUAACAACCUCACUGAUAACGGCCGUCGGAUCGACACCCAAAGCGCGAGUGGUUUCGGCAGGCUCGGCAGCGGCCACAGCUUCCACCAGUAGUCAUUCCAACAACGGCAGCAGUAGUAAAAGCAGCAAUAAUAACAAUAACAACUCCACUGGCAUGCACAGCACCAAACAAGAUGAAAAAUAUGACAAUAAGAAAAACGAGACGAUCGAAAAGAAGAAAAAGGAGGAUAAGCUGAAGCUUAAAACGGAUAAGGAUGCUCGGAAGGAAGAGAAGCGACUAGCCAAAGAGGAAGAGAAACUCGCCAAGAUGCUGGCCAAAGAGGAGAAGAAACGCGGAAAGAAGGAAGCAAAAGAGGCACUCCUGGCAAACGAAGGCGGUUGCCGGAAAUAGGACAGCCAUCGGUGGAGGAACUUUUUCGCGCGAAGCUAAAACUGUGAAAAGGAUUCAUCCAGAAUUCUCAACAGUGUACAUAGUCAGUUGAACAAACCACGCUUAUCGAGUUAGAGUAGAUCAUAGGUUAACAAUACGGAGAAAAGCCAGAAAUCGCAGAAAUCUAAUAUGUCACUCAGAGCGUUUAGGUUGUGCAUUCAUCCAAAUGAUGGCAGAAACCAUCAGCUUUCUGUACCGAUGUAAAAUUCCACCGCAUUCAAUUUUUAAUCCAUUAUCAACAUCACGAAAUGGAAAGUUGAUGGUUCUGCGGAGAUCACCACAGCAUCCUAAUUAUGAAGAACAUAUCAAUCAUACCAGCUUACCAUUAAGUGUUUGCGUACUUCCACUUAAAGUGGUUCCACAACUAUAUAUAUUUAGUGAGCACUUCUUCGAAAGAAACCUAUAAACUUUAAUCAAUGUGGCCAAUUAUCUGAACCCGAAGAAAGGAAAAACGCAAUUAAGCCGAGCACUAAAGUCAACUUAUAUACCCCUCCCUUACUAGAAAUUAAAACCCAACAACUUCCACACACGUUUUAGAUCGAUUUUAUUUUGUAGUGUCCUAUUGAAGGGAAAGAUUACCUAUUUUUUCUUCCACCUUUAGACCUUGUUAUUGUUGUUGAAAAUUUUUAACCCAUGUUUGAUCAACCAAAAAUCCAUCACCCCUACCCACCUAGAACCACCUUAUCAUCGAAAAAGAAAUCAAUUGAAUUCGGAAAUUUUAUCGAUUUAAGUAAGACGAAUAGGCAUAACAUUA
Molecule: messenger RNA, 3085 nt
Organism: Ochlerotatus camptorhynchus
Lineage: Eukaryota; Metazoa; Arthropoda; Insecta; Diptera; Culicidae
Product: ensconsin
Exons: 7
Coding region: 856-2292 (478 amino acids)
Source: RefSeq, a predicted model, not a curated record